GAAUUGCAGAAGCUUGAAUACAGUUUUGCUUUCUGCUUCCUACUCUACAUUCCACCUACUUUAUCAGUGACAUUCAGUUAAGUUAGAAAUCUAGCAUGCUGUAGAAAGUAGAUUUUCCACUUGUUUGUGGAUGUUACGUAUUGCUUUUCUCCGUUUCCACAUGUUGAAAUUGUGUUUCUUCAUCUGUCUCAUGUGCUGGGUGAAAUCAGGUGAGGAGAAAAAGUGUCCUGGAUUUACGGGUCUUAAUAUAGGCAAUGCUUUGACUGGAACGAAUCUCGAAGUCCAGCUACUGUUAUACACAAGGGAAAAUCCAGAUUGCUCAGAGAAACUCAAUGAACGUAAUGUUACAGCAUCUGAGUAUCUUAGUACCUCCAAGAAAAUUAUCCUUGUUGUUCAUGGCUUCAGACCAACAGGAUCUAUACCAGUAUGGCUAGAUGACAUAAAGACCCUUUUAUUGACUGCAGAGGACAUUAACCUCAUUAUAGUUGAUUGGAAUCGUGGUGCUACAACUCUGAAUUAUAAUACUGCUGUUGAAAACACCAGGAAAGUUGCAAAAAUACUGAAGAACUAUGUUGACCAGAUGCUGGCAGAUGGAGCUUCUCUUGACUUUGUGCAUGUAAUUGGAGUUAGUCUUGGGGCUCAUGUAGCUGGUUUUCUUGGCAAGAAGUAUAAUGGCAAACUUGGCAGAAUUACAGGUCUUGAUCCUGCUGGUCCUUUGUUCUCUCAAGAACCACCAGAAGGGAGAUUGUAUCAUACUGAUGCACAGUUUAUUGAUGUAAUUCAUACAGAUAUUGAUGCACUAGGUUUCAGGAAACCUCUAGGAACCAUCGAUUUCUAUCCGAAUGGAGGAAUGGAUCAGCCUGGUUGUCCAAAAACAGUAUUCAGUGGAUUUCAGUAUUUUAAAUGUGAUCAUCAGAGAUCCGUCCUCCUCUUCCUAUCAUCCUUGAAAAGUGGGUGCAACAUAACAGCUUAUCCUUGUGACUCAUACUUGGAUUACAAGAGAGGAAAAUGUGUCGACUGUAAAGCUUUUCAACCAAUGCCCUGUCCUGUACUGGGUUAUUAUGCCGAUAGGUGGAAAGAGCUCUUAAUACAAAAUAGUUUACCAACAAAAGCUUAUUUUGAUACUUCGGACCACGACCCAUUCUGUACAUAUAGCUACUUAUUGGAUAUUAUUACCUGGAAUAAAAGUAUUAGGAGAGGUUUCAUUAGAGUUAAAAUAACAGAUUAUGCUGGAAGGACAGUAGAAUCAGAAAUGGAUAGUGAGGCUGCAACAUUUCAGCAAUACAGAAGAGUCAAAAUACUAACUGGAUUUUACCAGGAUUUUGACAAAAUAUCAAGAAUUUCCUUGACCUUUUCUACAAAGACGGUAAUAGGACCAAAAUAUAAGCUCAGGAUUCUCCAGAUGAGGCUUAAAUCUCUUAAUAAUCCAGAAAGACUUCUGAAUAUGAACAUAAAGAAUGGGGUGUUGGUCCUACCAAUGCAACAUGCAGAGAAACAAAGGAUAAAGUGUAACUGGAGAUGAGAAAAAUGAAUUAAGAUUUCAGAAGAAAUGAAAAUGUUGUCAGAAGAGGGCAGCCUUUUCACAUAAACUAUAAACCAACAACAAUAUGGAAAACAUUUUGAAUUAUUCCUUUCACUAGAAUUAAGCACACCGCUGUGGGGUUAACCAUGUUAAGGCAACUGCAACAUACACAAAAUUUGAUCAGAGCAAGGAUGCUUCACUUUUUCUGCUACCUGAUCUUCAAGGAAUAGAGGCCUGGCUUUGUAGUGGUAGUGUUUUUUUCCUGUUGUGUUCAGACAAUGGAGUUAGAAAGAUUUUUAAGAUGAGUCAACAAAGGGAAAUCUGAUCCUUCUUUCUUUUUUCUUUAAAGGCAAAUGAACUUUUGAAUACUUUGGCUAUUAAGGGCAAAGUGCACUUGCUCUAAAUAUUGCUGCAUAGAGAUAAGUCAAUAUUUAGUUUAAGCUAGAGCUAAAAAAAUAUGUAAAUUAAAGGAGCAGUGAUUUAUUACUGUAUUCCUCUUCCUGAUCAUGACACUUACAUGCAUUAUGUAUUGGUAUCUGUUGAAACUUUUCAAUAUUAAGACCUUUCCCCAGAAGCCAAAUUAAAAUAUCCAGAGUCUCAGCAAAGCUUAUUAACUUGGGCACAGUUGCUUGUGACUUCAAGACCAGAGUGUCCUCCUGUCUAGGAGCUCAGAGCAGGAGUGGUGGGAGCUCACAUCUCAUCUACCCAUGGAAACUCCAUCUGCUCUUUGUGGAGAAAUUAAGAAGUAAAAGAUUGAUACAGGCCAAAGAGAAAGAUUGCAAUCAACUCUGUAGAUAUACCUUAAAUCCGCAGAGUUCUUUGAGCACAUGUGGAUUUACACCAGACAGAAAGGUAGCCCAAAAGUUUUCAGACCCUCUAUUCUCUUAAGAAGUCCAAAAUGGUCUGCAAUGUAAUUACUGUUGACUUUUGAAGCAUGGUUCAUUUAACUCUUUUAUAUACCUUUUCCAGCCUUUCUCAGGAACAGGGAAGUCUAUAGCUUCCAGAAGGGUUCUGCAGAGGGAGACUGAGAAACAGUGAGCUAAAAUAGAGGAAAAGUUGGGCGAAGUUUAUAUUGUCUAAAUUAAUACAGUGACAUUUCAUGAUGGAUAUGAAAAAAACCCUGAACGUUGUAUGAAGAAUACAUCUGUUUUGUUCUAAGGCUGAGAACCCCGCCUGCUAGCUGUGCAAGACAAUGCAUUCUACACAGAUUUUGUUUCUUAAAAAAUAGAAAGGAAAAGCAAGGCAAUCAGAGAAUUAGGAGUCUUGACUUACCAGAGUCUUGAUUUGUUUGUACAUCUUUAAAAUGGGAAUUUUGCCCAUUUUGAGUGCUUCUAAUUCUGGCUGAUAUAUCCUUUUAGCUGAUACAUCAAUGAAUCCCUGUGAGAUGUAAGAUAACACAGCCACUUCUUUAAAAAAUUUUUAGUGAAUUAGCUUCUACAUCAUUUUGACAAAAUGGUAGUCCAUGAGUUACAGGAGUCAUUUUUAAAGUGAUUGAGUGGUCUGAAGCCAGGACAUUGAGACUGGAGUCAGCUUUCUUUUUCCUUUUUAGAACUGACUAGCAGCAUUUCCUGUCCAUAGUUGUAUUAGGUUUUUGCUCCGUUAAAGCGGAAUUUAUUUCACUUAGCACAGAAAUAAUCUUUUAAAAUACACUUUUGCUUUGCACAGAGUAGUCUAAUUGAACUGGCUUGAUGUUAAAACUGUUUAAUUCUGCCUCAGAACAUUUGCUUUGGCAAUUAGGAGGAAAAUUCCAUGAAUUAAAGUUUCAUGUGGCUUUCCGAUAGAUGAGGUAGACUGGCAAGUGAUUUCCAAGAACAAAGGAAAAAAAAAAGCGCUGAGUUGUUGUAAUACAGAAACAUAUGAAAUCAAAGCAAAACCUAGGUUUGGCUGUCUCAGUGUGUCAAAACAAAGUCAGAUGUUGACUAAGCCAGUGCCUGGGAGCCUGAACUUCUCACUUUUUAAAAAAUAAAUCAGAAAUAUGUCCACUGAAGGAAACUCUAGUGCUAGAAUUAUGUUGCUGAAGAGCCAAUGGAAGCAAAGAAAGAAUCUGGUCUUAUAUCUGUAUAUAAACUGAGGUAAUUCUGUGGCUCUAAGUCUAUUUUAGUAUGUGUCAAAUGUCAAAUUAGAAUGUCCCCAAAUCUUCUUAAGGUUUGGAAAUCUAUCAUGAUCAGAAAUUCAGAUCUAGACACUUGGCUGAGUGUGGGCUCAAGUUGAGUUAAUGAAGUUUUCAGAGCAUGAUUCCAUAAAGCAUGUAAACUCCAGGUGAUUUAAGUGAUUGGUUAAGAUUAGAAUUAAUCUUAAGCACUUAAAUAGGUGUGUAAUUGCAGUCUCAAGCAAUUAAGUAAUUUUUGCUCAAAGAUCCAAGGUUUGCCUUGUGCUCAAAACUGUCAUAAAAAAUUUGGUUUGCAUGUCCUAUGCAAACCUAUGCCUUUGUUUCAAUUAAGAAAAACACAGCAUAAGGGAGGAGCAAGGAGUGUGGGCUCUACCAGUCCUGUCCCUCCUAUCCUUUACUCCCUCCUCAUGGAUGCUUUUGGUCUAUAGUUUCCAUGUUGCAAGCAAGUCUAAGGUGAAGGCUGAGAGUUAAUCAUAGCAUGGCAUACUGUUCAGCAUGAGGUGCAUGUGUUGUCAUAUAUAGGAUGACAAGACACACCCCAAUUCCUAUAAAAUAUGGCAAGGCAUCUUGUAGAUGCUGAGCAGAUGAGGCUUUGGCGUUUCAGUUCUUACCCAAAACAAUUACUUCCCUGUAAAGCCUUGGAUUUCCAGCUGACUUUCCUUAAAGGAACAGAGGGCUGUACAAAAACGUGUCAGGAUCUGCACAUGCAGUUUGAAGGUGUUGUGGUAUAUUUAAUGCAUAUUAUGGUAUUUUAAGAUUGCUGAAUUUUGGAUAUUUCCCAAUGUUUUGACUAGCAAAACACAUGGGAUCCUGGUAGGUCCUCAUUACUGAAGACACACAUAUAAAUUGGAAAUUUUCCACAACAGUAUGACUCUGCCUGUCUGUUAAGAACGGUCUCUCCCUGAAUUGGAGAGAGUGGACUUGUAUCCUUGUCUAUGUAUAUAAAUGAAGUAAAAGCAUUAGUCCUCUUACAGGUUAUUGUGAACCUGUCAGCGGAAUCCCUAGAUCAACCUUGAUUUCUCAAUACCUGGAUUUAAUAAAAGAACUCAUGUUUUUU
Messenger RNA from Dromaius novaehollandiae (emu), 4689 nucleotides. It is a transcript of the gene LIPI, whose product is annotated as lipase I. The record is from RefSeq and is a predicted model, not a curated record. Gene Ontology annotation, molecular function: carboxylic ester hydrolase activity; glycerophospholipase activity. Lineage: Eukaryota; Metazoa; Chordata; Aves; Casuariiformes; Dromaiidae. The transcript is spliced from 10 exons. Gene Ontology annotation, biological process: lipid catabolic process. Bases 131 to 1522 code for a protein of 463 amino acids.